UGUUCUAAUUCAUGUUGACAUCCAUUAGACACAACAAAUGAAAGCAAGGGAGAACCAACACCAGCUUCAAAUGCAGCACCUGCAACUCAUGCAGCAGCGCCAUGGCCAGUUACAGCGAAGGGAUCCUAAUCAUCCUCCCAUCGGUGGUCCCAUGAAUUCUGAAGGGAUGAUAGGACAACCAUCUGCCAGCAUGUUGGCAAUGAAAAUGCAUGAAGAACAUAUGAAGCACUCACAAUCUAUGGAUUCAGAAACAUCUCCAGCUCUUAUUGAUGCUAGGAUGGCUCUUCUCAAGUCAGCAAACAAUAACCAAGGCCAAUCAGUACAUGGCAAUUCUGUGGGCGUGUCUGCAGCAUUGCAGCGAAUGCAAGGACGGCCUCAGCUGGUCAAUGACAUUAAAAAGGAAGUUAAUUUAGGGACGUCACAGAAAUCCUUGCCUAUGGAUCCCUCAUCUGUUUAUGGACAAGCAAUUCUUCAAUCAAAAUCUGGGCUUGGCGGUGCGGGUAAUUUCUCUGAACCGCUAACUUUGACUUUACAUUGAUUUCCAUUGCCACUCUUGCCAAUGAAAUAUUCAUGAGACAACUGUUGAGUAAAAUAACUUAAAAGUAUGGGGUGUGGAUUGAUAAUGAUGUGCAUAACAUAGGUUGUAUGCCUAAAACUAUAAUGCAUAUAAAUAUUAAGUACUUCAUAAUCUGUGAAUCUAAUUUCUUUUGGGGGUAACUCUUGGAUGCAGUUAAUCGAAUUGUACUUACUUCUUGGAACAAUUGAAAGUCAUGUGUUCAUAUUGUCCUUGCACCUAUAGUUCUUGUCUUCUCUGUUUCCUGUUUGGGAAAGUGGAAGGAGAUUUUUUGUUCCAGACACAAUGAAUGUUACUUGUGCUUCAUAAAAUUAGAGAAGAUCGAAACAUGUACUCAGUGGCUGUUUGCUUUAAAAGUAGACUGGGAUUUUCUUGGAUGUUGAAUUUUCCUUUUAGUUCUUCCGCAAACCUGGUUUGUUUUAAAUUGAUUACCCAAAUUUUUGGAUCCAACUAAUAUUUAUCAUUUCAAAGUCAAUUUUUGGCUGUGUAUUGUUGGUUUGAGAGUUGUAAUUGAAUAAUGCAAGGUCGAAUGUGCACAGAAUUCUUGCCUAUUUGCUGCCUGAGCAAGACUAGAAGGAAGACUGGAUAAUUUGGAUAAUUGAUGGUUUUGAUUCUAUUGGCGUGUAGUUUUCUCAUUCAAGGCUCAGAAGAGGAUAUAAUUUUCCUGGUCUUCCAGGAAUAAACUAAAGAGUUACUCUGCAGAAUUUCUUAAAAGCACGUCUUCCAAAUAUGGCAUGAAUUCAAAAAUGUUUUUAAGCUUUCCUGAUAGGGAAAGAUAAGAUACUCAUAAUUGUUA
Molecule: messenger RNA, 1370 nt
Organism: Olea europaea var. sylvestris
Lineage: Eukaryota; Viridiplantae; Streptophyta; Magnoliopsida; Lamiales; Oleaceae
Product: transcriptional corepressor LEUNIG_HOMOLOG-like
Exons: 3
Coding region: 38-538 (166 amino acids)
Molecular function (GO): transcription corepressor activity
Source: RefSeq, a predicted model, not a curated record